This is a messenger RNA of Vairimorpha ceranae, 627 nucleotides long. RefSeq names its product rna-directed dna polymerase from mobile element jockey-like protein. The annotation marks the transcript as partial. The record is from RefSeq and is a predicted model, not a curated record. NCBI's taxonomy places the organism in Eukaryota, Fungi, Microsporidia, Nosematidae. The transcript has a single exon.
AUCUACGGUAACACUAAGAUGAGGAUUCGCAUCGGCGGAGAUACAAGUAGUGGCUAUAGCUACAGAAAAGGUGUGAGACAAGGAUGUCCUUGUUCUCCAAUGCUGUUCAACUUGUUUAUUAAUGACAUAUUUGACGGUGUAACUGGAUUGAGCGUACCACGCUCAAAUAUAAGACUGCCAGGGCUGAUGUUUGCAGACGACAUUGUAGUCUUUGGCAAUGAUAUCGCUGAUCUGAGUCACAAAGUGAGUCGGAUUAGUAGAUGGGCAGUUGAGAACAGAAUGAAGAUCAACUGCGGGAAAAGUGGUGUCCUUGUAUGGGGCACAGACAAUGGUAAUGAGUCAGAUAGAAUCACUAUCUCUACCGACUUUGGAAGGAUCGGUGAAGUCACCGAAUAUAGGUACCUAGGAGUUCUUGUUAAAAGAACUACCUUAGAAGAGCAUCUUGUCAGAGAUGGCGCCUCCAGAGGCAAGAAAGCAUUGGAAGUCUUGAAACCCAAGCUUCUGAAUAAAGGGAUCAAUAUUAUCUUCAAGGGAAUAUUGAUCAAAAAUGUACUAGUCCCUGCUCUCAUGUAUGGUAGUGAACUAUGGGGCAUGUCUAGUACAAGAUCAGGUAGGAUUACUAGAAUC